Messenger RNA from Syngnathus acus (greater pipefish), 2653 nucleotides. Its product is annotated as transcription factor IIIB 90 kDa subunit-like. Gene Ontology annotation, cellular component: transcription factor TFIIIB complex; transcription preinitiation complex; nucleus. Gene Ontology annotation, molecular function: RNA polymerase III general transcription initiation factor activity; TBP-class protein binding; RNA polymerase III type 3 promoter sequence-specific DNA binding. NCBI's taxonomy places the organism in Eukaryota, Metazoa, Chordata, Actinopteri, Syngnathiformes, Syngnathidae. The record is from RefSeq and is a predicted model, not a curated record. The transcript has 19 exons. Gene Ontology annotation, biological process: DNA-templated transcription initiation; transcription by RNA polymerase III; transcription preinitiation complex assembly. Bases 241 to 2361 code for a protein of 706 amino acids.
UCCGAUCGCGAAUGGGGAAGGCGGAAAAAAAGCCAAACAAUGAUCGCAUUUCUCUUUUGCAUGUAAAUAAAAUGUAAACACAGAAAAUUCAAAAGACAGGAAAUUUAAAAGAAAAAGCAGGAGAUUCAAUUGAAUACUUGUACGUUCCUAAGAAAAAGGAUGACGUCGGACACUCGAAGGGCUCACUGUUGUGUCUGAGCGCCCAUUUCCACUCUUGUUGCAUUUCGACGUUUGUUCACAAUGAGCACCAGGCUCUGCAGGACCUGCGGGGGUGUGGACAUCGAUGUGGACCAGGCUCGGGGCAGCGCCGUGUGCACCGGCUGCGGUUCGGUUCUUGAGGACAAUAUCAUCGUUUCCGAGGUCCAGUUUGUGGAAGGGAGUGGGGGCGUGUCCUCUGCCGUGGGACAAUUUGUCUCUACUGAUGGUCCAGCAAAAACUCCUCUGCUCGGUUCCGGUUUCCACACCAACGUCGGCAAAGAAUCCCGAGCGCAGACGCUUCUAAGCGGGAGGCGUCAGAUCCAUCACCUUGGCAACCAGCUGCAGCUCAACCAGCACUGCCUGGACACGGCCUUCAACUUCUUCAAGAUGGUGGUCAGCAGACACCUGACGCGCGGACGCAAAACCGAACACAUCAUCGCGGCUUGCCUCUACCUGGUGUGUCGCACCGAGGGGACACCACAUAUGUUGCUGGAUCUGAGCGACCUGCUGCAGGUGAAUGUUUACAUCCUGGGGAAAACGUUCUUGUUGUUGGCUCGGGAACUCUGCAUCAACGCUCCCGCCAUUGAUCCGUGUCUGCUGAUCCCUCGCUUCGCUCACAUGUUGGAAUUCGGGUUGAAGACUCACGACGUCUCCAUGACGGCUCUUCGGCUAGUUCAGAGGAUGAAGCGGGACUGGAUGCACACGGGCCGCCGACCCUCUGGACUGUGUGGCGCCGCCCUGCUGGUGGCGGCCCGCAUGCACAAGUUCCGGCGUACGGUGAAGGAUGUCAUCGGGGUGGUCAAAGUGUGUCAGGCCACCCUGAGGAAGAGGCUGAUGGAGUUUGAGGACACGCCCACCAGUCACCUGACCAUCGACGAGUUCAUGAAGGUGGAUCUGGAGCAGGAAUGCGACCCGCCGUCUUUCACCGCCGCUCAGCACAAGAGCAAGAUGCAGCAGCUGGAGCGAGAGCUGGCCAAGAAGUUGGACAAGGUUGAAGGAGAGAUCAGCUGCUACCAAGACCAGAUUGAGAGCGAGCUGGAGAAGAGCCGACCCAAACUCCGAGGAAUCUACGCCGCCUACGUACACAAAAUGGACCCACAGGACAAGGAAAUCCCGGCAGACUUGACGCCCAACCCUGAAGAUUGUGCCCUCCAAAGCGCCACCCGUCACCUCACACAGAACUUCCUGUGCGAAGUGAUGCAAGAGGAGGAAGGGUGGAGCCUGGAGGACCGUGACGUCGAAGAGCCGCACACGGCGCCGGAGGAGUCCGAGGCGGAGCGAGCUUCACGCCAGCCGCCCUCUGUCGCCAUGCUUCUGCAAAGUUCUGCCGCUUUGGACCUCCAGCAAAGCUUCCAGAUCUUCAGCAAGGACCACGUGGAGCGCGACAUGUCGGAGGACGACGAGAAUUCGGAGGGCGGCGACCUGGAUCUGGACGGUAUCGAUGAGCUGGAGAUCGAUAAGUACAUCCUGAGUGACAAAGAGGUCCAAGUGAAGACGCAGCUGUGGAUCCAGCAGAACCAAGAAUACCUGCAAGAGCAGAAAGAGAAAGAAGAACGAAUUCAAAAAGAGAAGGAACUGGGAACGUACAAGGAGCCCAAGACGUCCAAGAAGAAGAAGAAGAAGGACAACGGCAUCCAGGCGGCCACAGCGGGCGAAGCCAUCCAGAAGAUGUUGGUGAAGAAGAAGAUCUCCGCCAAGAUCAACUACGACGUCCUCAAAGACCUCAACGGUGGCCAGACGGCCAGCGAAGGCAGCGGCGCUCCUGAAAAGGCCGCCCCCGAAGUCCCCAUCACACCUGCGAGAAAAAGACGCCGUCGCAAGAAGCCGCACAACGACAUCAUCUUGGACAUGGCAAGCCGCUCCAGCUUCAUGGGCAAGAGGCUGGGCCCGCUCAUCUCAGGACCACCAAAAAAGAAAGGUCCGUCCAAGGUUGUUUCCAUGACGACGGACACCACGACGGCAGAACGGCAGCCUGGACCUGAACCUGAAUCUGAUGUGCAGUCCAGCGGCCUCAGCAUGGAGGAGAGGGAGAACCAGGAGAAGGUUGAAGAUGAAGAGGAGGAGGAGGAAAAGGAUGAAGAGGAGGAGGAGGACGAGUGUGUCAGCGCUCUGCAGCUUGCUAAACAUUUCGGCUGUUUGGCAGAGGAAGAGGAGGACAUCUAGCUUUUAAACUUUUUCUAUAGCUUUUAAAUGAUGUAAAUAGGAAAUAUCAUGAAUUUGGACUGCAAGACGCAGAAUGAAAACCCCGUCCAGGACCAGAACAUGCUUGUUGACUUCUUAUCAUGUGUCCACGUCCCCUUUUGUUAAUAUGGCGUUCAUCCAACCAGGUCAAUCAAAACAAAGGAAAACAAAUUCCAUAUUAGUUUCUUCUGUUUUUUAAAAAAAUAUAUUCAUUGCACAGGCGCCUUGAGAAACGAGUCUACUCUGUAAUAUUGUAAUAAAAUGAUUUUUAAUA